UAAGCACACAACUUAAACCAAAUCACAAGCAAGGAAAUGGAUCCGAGCUUCAUCGGAACUACUCCUUCUACUGCGGAGAACCACCACCACACUUCCAAUUGUGCUGACACCAUGGAGUUCGACGAAAGGUUGGAUAACUUGCUUCGGCGGGAUCUUAGUGAGUUCGACUUCAGCCUCUUUGACAUCCCAUUACCGCUUUCUUCACAGCAGCCGGUAACAGGUGGGAUGCCUAUUGAUCCGGUUCCUGCACCUGCACAGCCGCCACAGUUUCAGAGCUUCUCUAAGGUAUCUGAUAAUGUCAAUUUGAUAAAAACUAACCGUGCCCUGGCUGCAUAUGGUAGAAACCGCGGGGGCGAGACUGUAUUAGGCCACCGCCAUGACAGUAACCGUGUUUGUCUCAGCAGCGGGUCCUCAGCGCCAUCGUCUUACAAGAAGAGGAUGGUUAUUCCCGCAGAAAAGCUUGCGGAACUUGAAAUUGCUGAUCCCAGAAAAGCACAGAGGAUUAUUGCUAAUCGGAUCUCGGCAAAAAAAUCCAAGGAAAAGAAAAAAAAUUAUGAAAAAGAGUUAGAAAAGAGGGUUGAGUUGCUUCAGAUCAAAGCAGAUACUGUAACUGCCGAGCGUAUGAUGGCAAUGAAUGAAGCUAUGGAAUUAACUGCUGAGUACAAGAGAAUCAAAGACCUCAUACAAUCUAAAUUACAGCAUCAAGAACAACAAAGAGCUGUCAUUGAAUUGAUGAAGGAUGAAGCAAAUAUUCUUGAGAUGCAAAUUCAUGAACUCAAUACAGCAAUGGCUGAUUUAUCUUUUGGUGAACCAGCCUCUCAAUCCCAGCUUCAGAUUCCUCCUCAGCCAGAAUUCUACACACCGCCGCAGCCGCCUCUGGUUCCUCCUCCACCAUCUUCAUUUGGCGAGCCUUUACUUCCUCCUCUACCAUCUUCCCUUGGCGAGCCUUUACUUCCUCCUCUACCAUCUUCCUUUAGCGAGCCUUUACUUCCUCCUCCACCAUUUCCGAUUGGCGAGCCUUUAGAGCCUUUAGUUCCUCCUCCGCAAUCUCUCUUUGGUGAGCCUUUAGUUCCUCCUCAGACAUCUCCCUUUGGUGAGCAUUUACUUCCUCCUCCGUUAACUCCCUUUGGUGAGCCUUUUAGUGAUCAUUUUAUUGGCACCAGCUUUUCAAACAAUCCAUGGAACUAGUAUAAUCUUGGGGGCAGGGGUAAUCAUCAUUCAUCACUAGUGACAUCUUUUGUGUAUUGGCAUAUAUAUGUAUGGGUGAAGCUUGUGAAUGACAUCUUUUCUGAUGCACUUUGUUGGAGCAUGAAUAAGCCAAAUAUUAGAACUCGUAAGAGAUUCUGAUAUUAUUGUAACCUCAAAAUUUUAAAUUAUUAAGUAAAUGAAUUGCUUUUACAUUUCUAA
Molecule: messenger RNA, 1407 nt
Organism: Lathyrus oleraceus (garden pea)
Lineage: Eukaryota; Viridiplantae; Streptophyta; Magnoliopsida; Fabales; Fabaceae
Exons: 4
Coding region: 37-1188 (383 amino acids)
Biological process (GO): regulation of DNA-templated transcription
Cellular component (GO): nucleus
Molecular function (GO): DNA-binding transcription factor activity
Source: RefSeq, a predicted model, not a curated record